Molecule: messenger RNA, 2040 nt
Organism: Capra hircus (goat)
Lineage: Eukaryota; Metazoa; Chordata; Mammalia; Artiodactyla; Bovidae
Gene: CIMIP2B
Product: family with sequence similarity 166 member B
Exons: 5
Coding region: 862-1722 (286 amino acids)
Source: RefSeq, a predicted model, not a curated record
UGUACCACAGCUGUCUUAUCCAUUCAUCUGCUGAUGGACAUCUAGGUUGCUUCCAUGUCCUGGCUAUUGUCAACAGUGCCGCGGUGACUGACUGUAUUCUUAACAGCAUCUUGGUAGGCUAGACUAUUUUUGCUUUCCUGUUAAGAGUUUAGGGAUUUUAGGUUCAGAGGGAGCCACCUGCUUACAGUUAAAGGCCGCUAACUAUUAGGAGCUCGUGGCUGCCUGACCUCACACCUAUGCCCUUUCUCCUACCCCACCACUCUGGCUUCAUGGUUUUUAUUGUUACAAAGCAUGUUUGUAUACAUUAAUCUGAGGCUCGCAACAGUGGCAGGGUGAGUAGUAGUACCUGCAUUUUAUAAAUGAGGAUAGGAGGCUUCAGAGGUACUAAAUGUCACUGCUUAGAGGUCUUUUGGUUCCUUUAUCCCCUAUCACCUCCCCUCUGGGCUUUCCUAGGAAAUCACCUUCCACCAAGACUGAGAGAGAGGAGAAUCCACAUCUCCUCAGACAGGUGCUCAGAGAGGGGCUUAGGAAUGGCGCAAUGGAUCUAUCAGGUUUUGCUCCCCUGCCUCCCACUCAAGGGCUUCCUUCCGUCCUGCAGCGGGGAGGCUGUCUGUACUCAGCCUUCUCCCUGCCCCCAGGUGGCAGGACUGCAUUUGUUCAGGAGCAGACAGACCAGCGAGCCUCUGCUCUCCUGGUCUGCUGGUCUUGGCCCUGGCCGUCAUCACACCAGGGCUCCCGCCCCCUCUCCCCUCUGAGCCCCGCCUCCUGCCGCUGGCUCAGCCUCCCAGCCCUGGACACAGUUAGUACACACAGCCCAGAGGCUGAGCUCAAGGAGAAACAAAAGGAACUGCCAGGGUCCCCAUGGCUAUGGCCAGCACCUUCAUACCAGGACUGAACCCCCAGAACCCUCAUUAUAUCCCAGGGUACACUGGACACUGCCCACUACUUCGGUUCAGCAUGGGCCAGACCUACGGAGAGAUGACUGGGCAGCUACUUCGAGGCUCUCCUGGCCUCGCCUGGCCCCCCGCCCACCGCACACUUCUGCCUCCCAUUCGGCCUCCAAGAUCCCCCGAGCCUCGCAGGAGAAGCCUGCCUGUCAGGCGUGGACACGAAAGGCUCAGCUCCAGCAUGGUCCCCGGGUACACAGGUUUUGUGCCACAGGCACAGUUCAUCUUUGCCAAGAACUGCAGCCAGGUCUGGGCUGAGGCUCUGAAUGGUUUUACUCAGUGGAGUGGAGGACAGGGGAGUCAGGAGCUGCCCAAAGAGGCCAAGGGAGAAAAAGACGUGGAGAAAGACCAAGAGCCAAAGCCGGGGGCAGAGCUGGAGGCAGAAAAGGAGCCGGAGCUGGGGCAGGAGGCGGAACAAGCUUCGCCUUAUUCCAUGGAUGACAGAGACCCUGGCAAGUUCUUCAUGUCAGGCUUCACUGGUUAUGUGCCCCGUGCUCGCUUCCUCUUCGGCUCCAGCUUUCCUGUGCUCAGCAACCAGGCGCUGCAGGAGUUUGGAAAGAUGAAGUCACCGGGCAGGUCCCAGAAGGAUCCUAAGCAUCUCCCCGCACUGUCCCGGACCUACCCUCAGCGCCUGGGCCUUUUACCUAAAUACGGGGGCUAUGUCCCAGGUGAGCAUGGCCCAGGAGGGAGGCUUUGGGGACUGGGAUAUUUGUGUGUGUGUGUGUGUGUGUGUGUGUGUGUGUGUGUGUGUGAGUGUGUGAGUGUGAGUGAGUGAUAGAUGGAGGUGGUUUGGGGGAUGGGAACUAGUAGAUACAGGGAGGGGUCCUUGGAUCGUGAGGUUUGGCUUUAUCACUGGCAGAAAAGGAACUGACAUAGCUCCUAGUGGGGAGUGAGGACCAGAGUUUGGAGGAUAACUUGGAGGUUCUGGGUAACUGGCUGAGAAAUAACUUUUCUGUGCCUCUGGCUACAGAUGACAGACUCUUUUGGCCACACAGGGUAUAAGUUCCAGUUCGGCCGCACGUAUGGGCAUCUCACCCAGGAUGCUCUGGCUCUCAGCGCCCUCCAGAAGCAGCUCCUGGUGUAGGUACCUGGC